GGACCAGAUCAAGAGGUGAAGGUUAUUAGAAUUAGUAAGGGAGAGAACUGUAGAGGGUAGAGAAUGUAACAUUAUGAAUCCCAUUUUAAGAAGACCAGGGCACUUCCUGCCGGAUUGGGUAUGGGGAAUGAAAAGAAGAAUCAAGGCACAUGCCAGAUUUUUUUGACUUUAGAGAAAUAUAUGGAUAUAAUUGCUGUUGUAAAGGAGAAAGACUACGGAAAGAAUAGUUUUCUGGGAAGAUUUCAGCACUCAGUGUUGAACAUGUUAUGUGUCUAGUGCUUCCCAGAGGGAUACAUAUUUCCUGUUUAUCAGUGUUUAGAGAGUUUAUAAAACUAAAGAUUGUCAAGAGGCUGAUUGGGAAGAAAUGGGGCCCAGAGACUGAGUCCUGGUGAAACCAGACAGAAGGUACAGCCAGUGAGAAAUGAGGACAGCAGCCGUGUGGCAUCGUCGGAGCCCAGUGAAGAGGACGCUUCAAGGAGGCCGGGGUGAUGGGCUGCGCCAGAUGCCCCUGGUAGUCAGCUUGGGAUGUGAUAAUGUCAGCCAGACUUCUCAGAGCUCUCACCGGAUCUCACAGUGUAUUAUCAAAAGCACAUCCAUGCCAAAGAUUGGUUCAUCUGACUUUAAAACCACUAAAGGAGUUUGGAAAUCCAACAUGCAACAGCACCCUGAUGAUCCACCAAAACCUGGAGUCACACUUUCCUGUUACAGCAGCUGAUGGCUUGAGCAAGCCUCGGGUCCUGGAAAUGAACUGGAAAAUUUCAGAUGCAAGCAGACUGUCUCCAUUAACGACUGCACACUGCCAGGAUGACAAAGGGCACCUUCUAACCAUGAAAUCACUUGGUACUCAUAGGAAAGUGACCCACAAACCAUCUCUUUUGGGUUCCCAGUGGUUUAUAAAAAUAUUAAAGAGACAUUGCUCAUCUGUAUCAACUGAAACAUUUGUUCCAAAACAAGACUUUCCCCAGUUCAAAAGACCCCUGAAAGCAUCGAGGACCAGGCAGCCCUCCAGGACCAACCUUCCAGUUCUGACUGUGAACGAGAAUCUGAUGCACUGCACAGCAUUCGCCACGGCAGAUGAGUACCAUUUGGGAAAUCUUUCUCAGGACCUGACCUCCUGCGGAUAUAUGGAAGUAACAAGCUUGCCAACAGAUGCAGCAAAUACUUUGGUGAUGGGUGUGCAAACUUCUGCAAAAGAAGGUGAUCCUGGAACAAUAUUCUUCUUCAGGGAAGGAGCUACUGUGUUUUGGAAUGUGAAAGACAAAACUAUGAAGCAUGUGAUGCAGAUUCUAGAGAAACAUGAAAUUCAGCCAUAUGAAAUUGCAUUGGUGCAUUGGGAAAACGAAGAGCUUAACUACAUGAAAAUAGAAGGACAGUCUAAACUUCACAGAGGGGAAAUCAAGUUAAAUUCAGAACUGGAGUUAGAUGAUGCCAUUCUAGAGAAAUUUGCUUUCUCCAAUGCUCUUUGCCUUUCUGUGAAACUAGCUAUUUGGGAAGCAACAUUGGAUAAAUUUAUUGAGUCUAUUCAGUCAAUUCCAGAGGCUUUAAAAGCUGGGAAGAAAGUGAAAUUAUCUCAUAAAGAAGUUAUGCAGAAAAUGGGUGAACUCUUUGCCCUAAGACACCGUAUAAACUUGAGCUCAGACUUCUUGAUAACUCCUGAUUUCUACUGGGACCGAGAAAACCUGGAAGAACUUUAUGAUAAAACUUGUCAAUUCCUCAGCAUUACACGAAGAGUUAAGGUCAUGAAUGAAAAACUCCAGCACUGCAUGGAACUAACAGAUCUAAUGCGAAAUCACCUGAAUGAAAAGAGAGCACUCCGCCUGGAGUGGAUGAUCGUCAUCCUCAUUGCCAUAGAGGUGAGUAUGAACACUGUACUGCAGUCAUCUGUCCACCUUUUUACAAAGAAAGGCAUGUGACAACAUAGACAAUUUGAGAUACAAAAAUCACAGCCAAAAAGAGGAUGUUCCAGUGAUCAUUUCACACAUAUUUUGGGGAAAUUAAAAAAUAUUAACACAAACAACUUACACACUUAGUCUUGAACUGACUUUUUUAAAAAACCAAGUAACUGUAUUUUACCAUUCAUUAAAUGUAAUUUUUAAAAGGUUCCACAUUUUAGAUACCAUGUUUAUUCUAGCGGUAAAUCAGAUGCAGCCCAGCAUCCCAACAAGCAGCUGUGCACCAGGUUUGCAGCUCACUAAUCAUCUUGGAAGUCGGUUCAUCUGUAAUAGUAAUUUCUUUGCCAUGAAAUUAAUAAUUCUUUUUAUCAUCCUAAGGUAAUGUUUGAGCUGGGACGAGUAUUUUUCUAAACGUGUGAUAACCAAAUGUGUCACUGCAGAAGAUGUUCAACUUCUACAAUCAAAACUAAAUGUUCUCUGUUGUGUAAUCUCAUGUUUACUAUGUCAUUUUUUUAAGCCAAGAAGUAUAUAUAAUGGUCUUUUCCAGCUCCUAGUUACUUAAAUAAAAAUUAUAAAGAAUCUA
Cavia porcellus (domestic guinea pig) is the source of this 2475-nucleotide messenger RNA. It is a transcript of the gene Rmnd1, whose product is annotated as required for meiotic nuclear division 1 homolog. The record is from RefSeq and is a predicted model, not a curated record. The transcript has 11 exons. Bases 534 to 1913 code for a protein of 459 amino acids. Gene Ontology annotation, biological process: positive regulation of mitochondrial translation. Lineage: Eukaryota; Metazoa; Chordata; Mammalia; Rodentia; Caviidae.